CGGACCGCGGCUCGGGAGCCCUGAACAGCUGCUCCCCUCCCCACCGGCAGCCCCUGGAGGGUCGGCGACCAAAGUCUGGGCAUCUGAGAAAGCCAGGGUGGGAACCCUAACUGGACUCUUCCGACCCUCAGGAAGGACCUGAGACCUGAGCCAUCCUCCUCUCUACCGUGCUUGCCCCCCAGGACUGGGCAGUUGCCAGAGGCCCUGGGGGGGGGGCCAGGACUGUGGCUGUGCGCCUCCCCACCGCACAGGAUGGGCCUGAGUUAGUCAGCCCAGCCUCACGCAGCGUCCUGCAGGCCCAGAGGGAAGCUCAGGGGCUCUGAAGGCUUGGCCCACCGCCUGACCGCCAUGGAGACGAAGCUGCCCCCCGCGAGCACCCCCGGCAGCCCCUCGUCCCCAGGGCUGUCCCCGGUGCCCCCACCCGACAAGGUGGACGGCUUCUCCCGCCGUUCCCUCCGCAGGGCCCGGCCCCGGCGGUCCCACAGCUCCUCUCAGUUCCGCUAUCAGAGCAACCAGCAGGAACUCAUCCCACUGCCCCUGCUCAAAGAUGUGCCAGCCUCUGAGCUGCAUGAGCUGCUGAGCCGGAAGCUGGCCCAGUGUGGGGUGAUGUUUGACUUCUUGGACUGUGUGGCCGACCUGAAGGGGAAGGAGGUGAAGCGGGCGGCGCUCAAUGAGCUGGUGGAGUGUGUGGGGAGCACUCGGGGGGUCCUCAUUGAGCCUGUCUACCCAGACAUCAUCCGCAUGAUCUCAGUGAAUAUCUUCCGGACGCUGCCACCCAGUGAGAACCCUGAAUUUGACCCUGAAGAGGAUGAGCCCAACCUUGAGCCUUCAUGGCCACAUCUUCAGCUGGUAUAUGAGUUUUUCCUGCGUUUCUUGGAGAGCCCAGACUUCCAGCCCUCCGUGGCCAAGAGAUAUGUGGAUCAAAAGUUUGUCCUGAUGCUCCUGGAGCUAUUUGAUAGCGAGGACCCUCGGGAGCGUGAGUACCUCAAGACCAUCUUGCACAGGGUCUACGGCAAGUUCCUGGGGCUCCGGGCCUACAUCCGCAAACAGUGCAGCCAUAUCUUCCUCCGGUUCAUCUAUGAACUCGAGCACUUCAAUGGCGUGGCUGAGCUGCUGGAGAUCUUAGGAAGCAUCAUCAACGGCUUUGCGCUGCCCCUGAAGACCGAGCACAAGCAGUUUCUGGUUCGAGUCCUGAUUCCCCUGCACUCUGUCAAGUCGCUGUCUGUCUUUCACGCCCAGCUGGCAUACUGUGUGGUACAGUUCCUGGAGAAGGAUGCCACUUUGACAGAGCAUGUGAUCCGGGGGCUGCUCAAAUACUGGCCAAAAACCUGUACCCAGAAGGAGGUGAUGUUUCUGGGGGAGAUGGAAGAGAUUCUGGAUGUCAUUGAGCCCUCCCAGUUCGUGAAGAUCCAGGAGCCCCUCUUCAAGCAGGUGGCUCGCUGUGUGUCCAGCCCCCAUUUCCAGGUUGCAGAGCGGGCUCUGUAUUUCUGGAACAAUGAGUAUAUCCUGAGCCUCAUUGAGGACAACUGCCAUACUGUGCUGCCUGCUGUGUUUGGGACCCUCUACCAAGUCUCCAAGGAGCACUGGAAUCAAACCAUUGUGUCUCUGAUCUACAAUGUGCUCAAGACCUUCAUGGAGAUGAAUGGGAAGCUGUUUGAUGAGCUCACAGCCUCCUACAAGCUGGAAAAGCAGCAUGCUGGGGCAUCCAAGCCCAGUUGUCCCCUGCAUCCUCCAAUUAUCCUCCCAAGUACUUCGUCCUGGGAACAGCAGAAGGCCCAGGAACGUCAGGAGCUGUGGCAAGGCCUGGAGGAGCUACGGCUACGCCGGCUACAGGGGACCCAGGGGGCCAAAGAGGCCCCGCUCCAGCGGCUUACACCCCAGGUGGCCACCGGUGGAGGUCAGAGCUAAAGAUCCCCAGAAGGGGAGGAGCUAAACCCAGAGCUGUCAGUCCCUCCAUCCUCCCUCCUGCCCAGGGGUCCAGAGAGAUACACACCUACUCCUGGCCUUGCCAGAGGGGGCUCGGAGGGCUUCCUGCCUGGCCCAGCAUGGGCAGUUUCCACUGGGGGGAGAGGAGGAGAGAUGGGGGUCCUGGCAACAGAACUCUCAGGCCCUCCUGGCAGGACUUGACCAGGGCAAGCUUGACCAGGAAGCUGCCAUCGGGGAUCUGCCUCUGCCCCACAAAGCUGGGCUACAGACUGCAGGCAGGUUCCCACCCCCUGCUCCCAGCCUAGGGCAAGGGGACUCGGCCCCUCACCUGCCCCACCUUGUGCCAGCGGGAGGUCCUUCCUCACCCCACCAUGGGAUCCAUGGUCUAUUUAUUCUCCCCCAGCUCACCUGCAACACAGACAUUAUCCUGGGCCUGGGGCACCCUCCUUCCUUCCCUCCCCUCCCUUGCCCUGUACAUCCUUGUCCCCUUUUUAUUUAUUGGGCAGGGGGAGGGGUGAGGGCACAGGCAGAAGAUUCCCUGUGUCCUGGGGCAAGGGGGGGUGGUCACAGUAACCAUGGUCUGUUCCCCUUUCCCUGGCUGGGGGUAGAUUUAAUAAAGAGAGAAACUCAU
Balaenoptera ricei (Rice's whale) is the source of this 2557-nucleotide messenger RNA. It is a transcript of the gene PPP2R5B, whose product is annotated as protein phosphatase 2 regulatory subunit B'beta. NCBI's taxonomy places the organism in Eukaryota, Metazoa, Chordata, Mammalia, Artiodactyla, Balaenopteridae. Gene Ontology annotation, cellular component: cytosol; protein phosphatase type 2A complex; nucleus. The transcript is spliced from 15 exons. The coding region runs from base 349 to 1908 and encodes 519 amino acids. Gene Ontology annotation, molecular function: protein phosphatase activator activity. The record is from RefSeq and is a predicted model, not a curated record. Gene Ontology annotation, biological process: signal transduction; protein dephosphorylation.